This is a messenger RNA of Amphimedon queenslandica, 3461 nucleotides long. RefSeq names its product histone-lysine N-methyltransferase SETD1B-like. The record is from RefSeq and is a predicted model, not a curated record. The transcript is spliced from 11 exons. Gene Ontology annotation, molecular function: protein binding; histone H3K4 methyltransferase activity; nucleic acid binding. Gene Ontology annotation, cellular component: Set1C/COMPASS complex. Lineage: Eukaryota; Metazoa; Porifera; Demospongiae; Haplosclerida; Niphatidae. Bases 143 to 3358 code for a protein of 1071 amino acids.
UGCGCUUUAAUUAGAGUCACCACCUAUGUAAAGUAAACGCCUUCUCUCAAACGCAUCAGCCUCUCCUUCCUUCUUUCUAAUGCUGGAGCAUAUGGGAGAGACUGACAUUGAGUUGAGAUAGCUUUUAGAGGGUUUAGUGUGUAUGUUGCCUUGCUUUGUGGCCCCUUGGUGGCUUAAUCGGCUAUUUAAAGCUUUUCACAUGUCAAGCGAGGACCUACAACACAGGAGGAAGAACAACUACAAGCUCCUGGUCGACCCCGAGCUCGUGAAGGGCAAAAAGAAGCUUUACAGGCUAAACGGAGCCAUACCUGGGAAGGCUCCAAUUCCUGAUCCAAAAGACCCAAGAGUUUUAAAAACGAUUCUUGGCGCUGAUGGAAGCAAUGUUGGACUGAGGGUGCCAAGAUUUAAGUAUGAUAAGUUCUGGACAGGCUCUCCUCCACUAAGAGAGAUAUUAAUCUCUGGCCUCAACGAGCUUUCCACCAAAGGGACUAUCAUUAAAGAUCUCUGCGAGACGGUGUCUCCAACUUUCUUUGUGAAGUUUCACAGGCAUUUAAAGUCGAGGGUUUUUCUUGGCAGUGCCACUGUGUCUUUUGUAAAGGCCGGCUGUGGAGAGAGAGCUGUUAAUGAGCUUAAUGGAGCUGUGGUCUGUGGGUCUAAGAUAGCUGUGGAGCUUGAUGAUAGAGGUGAUCUUGCUAAAGAGGUGUACACAAGCAAAGACAAUAGAAGAUUUAGUGUUGAUAGUUUCAAAUCAGACGUCACCACGCCUACCAUCAAACCAGACGACUCGGCAUUUUUUAAUAAUCACGAGAACAAUAGAGACGAUGCAUUUCAAAGCCCCACCUCCUUUCCCACCCACACUUCGUUUCAAAAAUUUAAUUUGAUUUCAAUGGUAAAGACCAAAUCACUCUCAUCAGUUGAAGGUUCGCCUCAUAUGAGUGGGUGUGGCUUGACCACGCCUACAGGUACCACGCCCAACUCUGGAAUAUCUACAAAGCAUGCAUUUGAUCCAAUCCUAGCAUUAAAGACUUGUCUGUUAGCGAAAAAGAACAAGGUUGCUUCAAUCCCUCCCCUUCCUCCGAAAGAAAAGGCUCCUCCCCUUCCCUCAGAAGCUCCACCCCCUCCACCAGAAGCCCCGCCCCCUCAGAUUGGACUGGAGGAGAUCAGCUCUGAGGACGAAGGACCUAAAAAGGUUGGGAAGACAUUUUUUGAAGAGAUUUCGGGCGAAGAGGGUUCUCCACUAGUGACUAGGCCCCAGCUUAUAGUGGAGGACAUAUCUAGUUGCGAGGAAGAUGGAGAGAGAGGGAAUGGAAGUGUUGAUAUGGACAUUUCUGAUACGGAACAAAAUAGCUCUCAAAUCAUUGAAAUUAAUGUUCGUCCUCUCACAGCCCCCGCCCCUCACUUCAUCCAGCCUCCUCUUCCACCUCCUCCCUUUCCUUCUCAAACCUUUUUGAACUAUCAGCUCUCCUCUGAAGGACCGAAAACUCCACCCUCGGAGGUCCGUGGCGAUUGCCUUGACAACGGUGGCUCCGCCCACCCAAGGACUCGCAAAAAUAAGUUCUCACCGGCAAAACAAUGGAAGGUUCCUUUGGCAGUGACUCGGGAAGAGAAGAGAGGGCAGGAUGUGCUUUAUUGUGCCUUGGAGCAGCUGUCAAGAAUAUUACUGAGGGACGUGGAGAAGAAACUGGUAGAGAGUUCUGCUUUUCCUGUACUUGAUGAAGUGUGGGAUAAGAAAGAGAGUCAAAGGUCUAAAGCCCUUGGAGAGGAGCCUAUGGAAACUGAAGAACGUGUCAAACCACAAGAGCCUUACCGUAGAAUGCUCCCAGGCCUUGUUCCUAAUAGGUCACGCCCACAAGAAGACGACGAGUCGACCACACCCAUCACUCCUAGAAAGAGGUUGAUGAACUUUAAGAUCCCGUUGGUGGGUAGCAUGUACAGGAGGGACAAUGUGAUGACUGCUACAAGGAGACUCCAUUUUAAUGAGAGGGGAGAGAGAGACAGGAGAAAGAGGAAAAAUCAUUAUUCCGAUGUGCUCCCUAGGAGAAAGAGGAGACACAGAAAGGAAGAUAAAGAUGAAAGGAGAAGCGAAUAUUCUCAACUCUCUGAUAUCAGCAGUGAGGAAUGGCCCAGCGACGAGGGGAGGAGGAGUAAGGACAGAGAUAAAAAGAAAAAGGAAAGAAAGGAGAAUGCAUUUGGUCCACGUACUCCAUCAGCAACUAGUGAAGAAGAAGAAGAAUUUAACAAACUACUCCAAGAGGAGGAGGAGGAGGAGGAGGGACAAGAGGAAGAGAAGGUUGACAGUGAUUCCAGUCUGGCAUUCAACGAGAUAUUUGGCUCUACGUCUUCAAGUGAUUUUGAGGCGGACAUUGCUUCACUGCGAAGGCCAAAGAAGGCUAUGAAACUUUCUGAGCCAGCGAUAAAGAAACCCUCUGACUUGAUAGAGUCCGAAUUGAUAGCCACGCCCCCAGUGAAAGAGGAUAAAGAGGAGAUGGAGAUUGAGAGAAUUGCCGAGUAUAAGAAGAGAGGAGAGGGUGAGGAGGCGGCCAUUUUGAACUCAUUCCUUGAAGAAGGUUUCGAUAAGGAAGACAUGGACAUGAUGAGAUCGGCUUACGUCAAAUUAAAAAGAAUUUACUCGGAACUUAUCAGCGAUGUCUCGUGGUCUUAUUAUCCUCACAAUGUUGUUGAGAAUAAUGUCACACAUUCGAGUGGUUGUGCCAGAAGCGAAGGUUACUACAAAAUUGAUCCGUCAGAUAAAAGUCGAUACUUACAUCAUCUACGGCGCAGUAAAGCCUCUGAAGACAAAGAUAAAAACUCUGCUCCACCUCCUACUUCCAGUGGGCGUGGCAACAGAUUGAACCAUCGUCGUGUUGCGUCACUCUUCACUUCUGGAGACGUCUCAAGAGAAUUACAGCAAUACAAUCAACUGAAGGCUCGUAAGAAGCAACUGACAUUUGCUAAAUCCACCAUUCACAACUGGGGCCUCUUCGCAUUGGAAACUAUACCAGCGGACGAGAUGGUUGUGGAGUACAUCGGUCAAGUGGUGAGACAUGGGAUAGCAGACGAGAGGGAGCGACGGUACGAGGCUCAAGGGAUCGGGAGCAGUUACUUGUUUCGUGUCGAUUACGAUCACGUCAUUGAUGCAACUAAGAGCGGGAACUUUGCCAGAUUCAUAAAUCACUGCUGCGAUCCAAACUGCUAUGCUAAGAUCAUCACAGUCGGGAACCAGAAAAAGAUUGUCAUUUAUUCCAAACGUGACAUUCGAGCAGGAGAAGAAAUAACGUACGACUACAAGUUCCCCAUUGAAGAUGAGAAGAUCCCGUGCUUAUGUGGAGCCCCGCAGUGUCGUGGUACUCUCAAUUAGUCGCUUAAAGCCACUCCCAUUUACUAUAUCGUUACUUGUCAAUAAACUCUGUUUCUCUUUUUGUGUUUUAAAUUUAAAAAUUCUAUUUUGUGUAAUUUUUUUU